This is a messenger RNA of Candidula unifasciata, 1053 nucleotides long. The record is from the annotation of a GenBank genome assembly. Lineage: Eukaryota; Metazoa; Mollusca; Gastropoda; Stylommatophora; Geomitridae.
AUGAAUGACAGCUACGGAAAUGCACAGAGCAAUAUAGAAACGUUCCAUGCAAAUGGAGGUAUAUUUCUGUCAGACUGUAGCUCUUUAUCAUUACCUAAAGAAGCGCUCCUUAUUUAUAUUCGUACAGUAGUGCAAGCAUCACUAAUGUUCAUUGCAGUUCUUAUGAACAUAACUAUUAUCGCUGUCGUCUGCUGUACAAAAAAUCUGCGAACUGUCACCCACUUUUUUAUCUCCUCCUUGGCUUGCAGUGAUUUGAUCACGGCCUCUAUAAUCUUCGCCUGCAGUUGUAUCGUCAUCUCUAGUCUAUCAGGCAACAGGACCUGUGGACUUACUGCAUCAUUGGUUUGUUUUAAAGGUUUUCUAACGUUCUUCAGCGUGACUUCCAGUAUCGGCAACCAUCUCUUGAUUUCUAUCGAACGCUGGCUGUACAUAGCGCGUCCAUUUCUUCAUCAGCGAAUAAUCAAUCCACGAACAACAACAGGCUGUGUCAUAUCUAUGUGGGUGAUAUCAUUUUUAUUUAAUAUCAACGUUCUUUUCGACCGCUGUGGAUCAGUCAAAUUUUCUACAAGGGUUAACAACGGCAUUGUUAAGCCAGCACUUAAUUUCUUCUUGUGUUUUCUUAUGUGUAUUAUCUAUUCUCACAUCGCGUUUAUAAGUUAUCAACAAGUAAAAACCAUUAACAAACUCAGAGUGACCAGCGGGUGUACAGAAGACGAAACUGUCUUAAAAACUCGAACGUUAGUGACCAUGAGGUGGAAAACCAUUCGGAUGCUGACCACUGUCUUUGGAGUGUACUUUAUACUCGUCCCUCCUUUAUUUUGUAUUGAUAUAUAUGCUUAUGCAGCGGAUCAAAGUAUUUAUGACACUUUUUUUGGCAAAAUUGUAAACUUGAUUUGGUCUGUGCACUGCUGUUUAAAUGUUUGUAUUUAUGCGGCACAAGACAGAGUUUUUAGGAACGCGUUGAAAACAGUUUUACAGAAAAAGUGUAAUGUUUGUUGUCGCAGAAAUGUUCAUCCAGAUACGACUUUCUCAUGUGGAACAAUUAAAAUGUAA